This is a messenger RNA of Cephus cinctus (wheat stem sawfly), 971 nucleotides long. RefSeq names its product pacifastin-like protease inhibitor cvp4. Gene Ontology annotation, molecular function: peptidase inhibitor activity. NCBI's taxonomy places the organism in Eukaryota, Metazoa, Arthropoda, Insecta, Hymenoptera, Cephidae. The transcript is spliced from 3 exons. The record is from RefSeq and is a predicted model, not a curated record. Bases 111 to 641 code for a protein of 176 amino acids.
UCCCGCCAACACUCAUCAAGAGUAUUUAUUAGGCGUAACGAGAGACUGAACUUCAGAUUGAAAAAGAAACUCUUGUGAGAUUUGUAUCAAGUGCGCAACAUAUCGAUAAAAUGAAUACUUUAUUUUUCAUUACUCUUGCGUUCGCGUGCGUCUACGGUGCGCCUUCAGGGAAUGAAAUCAUUUGUCAACCAGGAAGUCAGUCCACAUUGGAUUGCAACACGUGUAUUUGCUCGGCUGAUGGAACUAAAUUCUCAUGCACAACAAUGAAGUGUUCUACAACGAAAUAUUUCAACGAGGACGGAACGUUGAAGAAGCCCGGCGACGUCGCGCACAACCCACUGCUUAGAAAUAAAAGGGAUAAGCAAGUAUGCACACCAGGCAGCAGUUUCAAUGUCGACUGCAACAAAUGCACGUGUGCAGCUGACGGAAGCGCAGCCGCUUGUACUAGAAGGUUGUGCCUUAAGAAGAGAGAAAUUACCCCUGAAGUUGAAACACACGUACGAUCCACAAAAUCUUGGGGACCUGCCUACAUUCAAGGAACAUCCUGUACUCCAGGAGAACAAUUUUCCAGUGAAUGUAACACGUGUGUAUGUGAUCCUGAUGGACAGUCUGCAGGGUGCACGCUGAUGCUUUGUGUAUAAACAAUAUCGCACACUUAAGCUUCCAUGUAUCUUUAAAUGUUAAUUUUUUAAUUUUCAAAAAUCAUAAAAUUAAACAUCGUAUCUAAAAGUGGUGUAGCAACAAUGUCUUGCAUAAAGCAAGUAUUCAGAAAACACGUCUAUUGCAUUUGUUAAUAUGAUACGUAAUUGAUAUAUAAAAACAUAGAAUUAAUGUAGUUGACAUAUAACUCUUAAAAGAUAUUAUUUCUAUGUACAUCUUUGUACGCGUAUAUCAUACAUAUAUGUAUACAUGUAUGAGAAACUGUCAUAGAUGACCAUUGUACAGCUUCGUAACAUAAAUUUUGGAAACCA